Messenger RNA from Varroa destructor (honeybee mite), 3888 nucleotides. Its product is annotated as sialin-like. Gene Ontology annotation, molecular function: transmembrane transporter activity. The record is from RefSeq and is a predicted model, not a curated record. Gene Ontology annotation, cellular component: membrane. Lineage: Eukaryota; Metazoa; Arthropoda; Arachnida; Mesostigmata; Varroidae. Gene Ontology annotation, biological process: monoatomic anion transport; transmembrane transport.
UCACAAAAAAAUGGUUUCGUGUCGAUUUCGGGCAAUCCUCCACUAAUGCAACACAGAUAAAAGUUUUUGGCAAAAAAUUUGCCCCUAGAUAACAUAUUUUACUCAUAUCUUUAUCCGAUCAACAACGAACUGCUAAAAGAGUAUCUCGCAUAUUGUGGCGAAGGGAAGCCAAAGUGUUCGGUUUCGUAUAAUACUAUGAGGUGAUUGUUUUCUAUUCAAUACAAUUGAACGUGUUUUAAUAUCAGAGACGCCAUUAAACUAUAAAAUACCUAGCGGCUGUAAGUGACAUAUAUCAGUAACGAGUUCGUUGACCAAUUAGCACGUUCAUCGGUUCCUAAUAAAUUCGACGCAAGCCGCACGCAUUCUGUCUGUUAGUUAACCGAGUUCGUAUCUUGAAUGGACAGUUGGUUUAACGCCCACUGAACUAAUAUUAAAUAUCUACCUAGACGAUCAGUCACUACGCCGUCUCUAACGUGCUAUUCAGAUAAAACCCACUUAAAAAGCUAUCCUGCUCGGGCACAUGUGAUGCGAAAAUAGUAAAUUUACACUUCACCCGUAGCGGAAAUAAGCACACGCAUAAGUACACGGAAAAUAAGCAAGCGCAUCAGCAUACCCUUAAAAUUGAUACGAGUGAAUCGUGCGUGAAACCGAAUUUCAAUAUGGCUGCGAACGUUGCUGUGGGCGGUAGAUCUCAGGACACUGCAGUUCAACAGGGCUUACGAAAUGACCGAAGACCGGAAGAACGCUGGAUACAAUUCCGUUACGUGUUUCUUCUUCUAGGCUUUACUGGUUUCUCGUGUAUAUUUGUGCUGCGAGUUAACCUACAUGUCGCUAUCGUAUCUAUGGUAAACCAUACAGCAAUAUAUAAAACGGUGACAAAGAGCGACUGCUAUAAGGAUUUUAAUCACAGUAUCACCGAAGAUAUCAUACACUCGGAUGGACCUUUCGAGUGGAGCCCGAUAACUCAAGGUCUCGUACUGGGAUCGUACUUCUGGGGGUAUAUUUUGACUCCUAUACCAGGCGGAACCCUUGCCGAAAAAUUCAGUCCUCGGUGGCUGUUUGUCUCCGGAAUAUUUAUUGCUGCGGUUCUAGGUUUCCUCGUGCCGAUCGUCACGCAAUAUUUUGAUUAUAUUGGCUUAGUCGCCCUUCGCCUAUUUCAAGGCCUUAGCGCAGGAGUCACCUUCCCAUCAAUUGAGGUUCAAUUGGCCUACUGGGUUCCAGAGCAUCAACGGGCGAUGGCUGUUACUUUUGUACAUUCAGGCGUUUUUGUUGGCGUUGCCGUCGGGAUGUUCGUAGCCGGUGAACUGGCUGGUAGCGGGUUUCUUGGGGGCUGGCCGAGUGCAUUUUACGUGCCCAGUGUGUUUAGCAUAAUAUGGUGCGUGCUCUGGGUAAUAUUUAUUACCGACACCCCGAAAGAGCAUCGUUUGAUGUCGAAAGCCGAGCUAAGGUAUAUCACUGGAGACGUUGAACGACAUCGUAACACUCACGCGCCUACACCUUGGAAGGCCAUUCUGCUUUCACCUUCCGCAUGGGCCGCUCACAUUGCCCUAUUUGGAGCGUUGUAUUUGCAUGCUGUUCUCGGCUCAAUGCUGCCAACAUACUUUGGUACGGUCUUAUACUUUGAUAUUCGCAGCAAUGGCAUGUUUUCAGCACUGCCAUAUGUUGGAGCAACAGUGGGCUGUCUGGCUUCGGGACCAAUAUGUGACGCAAUUGUAGCCCGGAGUUGGUUGUCUCUGACGAACGCACGUAAAUUAUUCAACGCGAUUUCGCUUGUUGUCCCGUCGAUAAUUUUAUUUGUCGUAGUGGCUGUUGGCGGUUGUAAUGGGAUGGUUAACCUCGUUUUGUUUGUGACUGUGGGUAUAUUUCGGGGUAUAAAUGAGGCUGGUGUAGGUCCUAUUCCAAUAGAUAUAGCUCCGGAUUUUGCCGGAAGCGUUUUUGGCGUAAGUGUAAUGGUCGCUGCAUUAGCCGGCAUAGCUUGUCCGUAUAUCACUGGUGUGCUCACCGAAGAGAAGAACACGACCUUAAACUGGGCGAACAGCUUCUACGUUGCUGGUAUCAUUGGGCUCCUUUCGGCGCUCAUUUUUCAAAUAUUCGGCACCGCAGAAAUUCAGCCUUGGGGUCUUGCACAGCCAAAAAUGAUAAAGCAUGAGACAAGCACAAAUGAGUCUGAUCUAGUUUUGCCAGCCGAGGAAUCAUUUCUAGCUUUGCCAAUCAUAGAGUCCAAGCCGACUAAAAUCAAGCAAUCAGACGCUCACAAUGACAACGAAAGAGAGAGGAAAAAAACCAAAAAAUAGUCUUCAGUCUCCUACGUAGAGAGCACCGUAUAGGGAUAAACAAACUGGGCUAUGCCACCAUAAACGGAGAGUUCGAUAAAAAAAAAUUCUUGUUGAGCGUAUCCGCAGCUGGUUAUCCGAAUUUUGGGAGCUGUGACUUUGAUAUAGCAGCCGUACAUAUAAUUUGAUGAGACACACGACCAAGUUGAAGGAACAACAUGAGACCGACACCUGCUACGUGUUUAACAGGUCGUGUCCACUUAUAGAGAAGCUGCGUAGUUGCUUUUGACCCAAUGCAGAAUGAGGGCGAAAAGGUUCUAAAUUCUAAACCGCUGGCUAUUGGUUUGACUUUGGAUUCAACGACGACCUAAUCAUUGGCUAUGCGUCGAAUAUAUUGGGUAUUCUACCUCCCAAGCUAUAGCAAAAAUGCCUACACGAACUGUCCAUACAGCUUCCUUAGAUUGUGGGGUCGUCGUCGUCGUACACGCGCUAUAACGAACAUCCACGAGCAAUGACUCGUUAUUGCCCUCACUUUAAGCAGUUUCUCUACUCAGUGUUUAGCCAUGUUACUUUUUCAACCGAAAGCACUGGUUUCCUAAAAGUCAUCUCAUCUCAUCUUGCAAAAUGGCAACGUUGAUAUCUGGAAGAAAAACAGUCUGUUCACUAAAAACUGAGAUCAAUCUGCUAGAGGACAACAGGCAACUAAGGUGAACGGAUCAGAGCUGUCCGUAACUUAAAAACUACAACACAAGUGGCUCGCACCAAUGAACCGGAAUUGAUGAUAUCCAGGUUAAUCUGAAGAAGCGAGACAGUCUAUUCGAUCGGUGUCAUGCUAUUUGUCAACGUCCUGAUACAACGAUCACCGUAAUGUUAAAGACCAUGAAUCAAUAAAUGCUCAGAGCACGCUAUUAAUAAAGCUACCAUCCCUGUUUCUCAUAACUCUUAUGCUGUUCUUCAAAGCAAAGUGCGGAUAAACAAACAUUGUAGCUUAAGCAACCAUGUCUACUAUUUAAAGCUUGGUACCCCACGAAUCUUCUCUAUAGAUAUAGCCUGCAAGGGUAGAACGUGUAUACUAAUGUGAGUGUCAGGAGCGGUAGUUCAUCCAUGAACAUAAGGGAUUUCAUGAACUAAAAUGUUUUGCUUAUAACGAUAAAUCAAGUUAGAAAGUUCAUUCGAUCUUUGCUUUAAAUCAGUCUAUUGUAGAUUUCCAUCUACGCAGCAACAAUUAACAUGUGUAGACAUGAUUUGCGCGCGUGCGCUUCCAAUCAUACGACUAAUUUUCGUAUAAAAAUUACUCGCACAAUUCUUCUGGAUAUGUUUGUGUUUAAAAGUGCAGCGUCACAAAAUCCUAUGUACAAUUUGUGAGCUGCUGUUUGCUACUUCUUCUUGGGUGCAUUCUUGAGUACUCGAACUCGUUAACAGCAAAGAAGCAGUUAUUCUCAGCGUUACUUGCGCAUUUCAGCCGCACACUAUGGAGUAAACACUCCCAAGAUCUUUGUUACACUAAUUUAUUGUCAACAUUCAUGCCUAGCGCAUGAGCAAAUGAAUGAUUCUUCUCCCAUGACCAAAUUUUGGUACGUUGAGUUGGCCUAAUGGCUAGAUGCUAGCCCAUACG